Molecule: messenger RNA, 3701 nt
Organism: Ostrea edulis (European flat oyster)
Lineage: Eukaryota; Metazoa; Mollusca; Bivalvia; Ostreida; Ostreidae
Exons: 5
Coding region: 100-3213 (1037 amino acids)
Biological process (GO): protein deubiquitination
Molecular function (GO): cysteine-type deubiquitinase activity
Source: RefSeq, a predicted model, not a curated record
GGAAGAAUUUAUUCUCGCAAAAUCGAUCAAACACUGAGUAAUAAUGUGUUUCACUUAUUUAUAUUUUCUGGACAAUUUUCAUCCGUAACGACAUUGAUCAUGUCUUCCGUAAAUGUUACACAGCUAAUUGAAAAAGAAAAACUGACAGACUCGCCCACGGGAUUUUGGAGAAACGAAGAAAAUGAAGAACAAAUAACUACAAACCCCGUUUAUGAAAAUCGUUUAACAGAGACAGGAAGUGACGUACUAUCGGCCAAUCCAGAAUGCCAAACAAAGACAGACGAGGAGGUGACAAACACAUUGAAAGACAUUGAGAAAGACUCAGACGAAAGUCCAUUAGGGUCAGACCAGCAGCGGAAGAGAGAAGACGAUGAUACGGUAGAAGAUGCAGAUGAGACAGAUUACUUUGACAGUGAAGAUGAGUACUGGGAAACUCACAGGGAUGAGGGGUAUACAGAUGAAUACAACGAAUAUCACUACCACCCCACACAGACAGGCAAGGACGGCAGAUACAGCAGGGGAGUGAAACAGUACGAAAAUUUGCCCCUUUUCAGGAGAUCCAUAAGGAAGUUUGCUGCAGAUAACAAUUUUGAAGUAAAAGACGUCAUUGCUGACGGAAAUUGCUUGUUUCGAUCCGUAGCGGAUCAACUGAUGAUCAAUGGUUGUAGUGGAUACACUGAGAAAGGUUUACGACAGACGGCGAUAAAGUAUCUAAGAAGUAACACCACAUUUAAAGAUGGCGUCCAUGCAUCGUCCUUUUUAUCCGGGGAAACAUUGGAGGGAUACCUUACCAGAAUGGAAAAGCCAGGAGAAUGGGGCGAUCACAUUAUUCUCCAGGCACUGGCUGACGUCCUAAUGUUAGAUAUCGUCGUUUUCAAUGUUUUCCUGGAUGACAUCAGAACUACGGAAGUUACUGCUGAAUUAGACACAGAUGGCAUGAAGACACUCCGCAUUUAUCUAGGACAUUUAGGAGAAUUUCACUAUGUGAGCCUGAGGCCAAAACAAUGGAUGGAAGACUGGCCAUACAAAGCCCUGAUCUUAAGAUUGCAGACAGUAUCUGAAGAUAUGGAUGUAGAAAUGAGAAAAACUUUGAUAGAAGAAAAAGUCUUAUCAAUGUCCCGGGGAACACGCAUUUCUGAAGCUACUUUGAACGAUAUAGCUCAAUUUGCAAUACAGACGACAUGUCGAAAAGAAGGGAGAAAGACGGGAAAAUCAUUCACGGUCAAGGGCAUAGCGGAGGAUUUCAACCCACAAAUUACUGAAGAAACAGAAGUUUCUCAAAGAAGUUUAAUUGAAAAUCCUUUGCAUACCGACCACCUUUCCGGAAUUCCUUUACAUCAGCUGACAUUUAUCAUGAAACAUUUAAUUCCUCACUGUAUGUCAUGGCCACAUUUCUUUGGUGACGGGCGUCUUUUCCGCAGUGGAGAGCACCUUUGGCAUUUUAUCGGAAGCGCUGCGGAUGGAAACUCUUUCGUGUUGCAAGACAUCACACAUACACAAAAAAUGCAUAAGCUGUCAAUGGACGACAGGGAAAAAGUGAAAAUCGUAGUCCUGCAGCCAGAUAAGACGGCUUUUUGUUUCAAGCCAAAAAAUUAUAAUAUAUCCCCAGCACCAGUAUUUGCGGAUUGUACGGAUACACAUCCUGGAUAUUGUAGAAUAAGACUUUCUCCGACACAGUCGAACAAUUGUAGAAAUGAUAAUAUUUUGCGGUCGGAAUCUAAUAUAUAUCUAAAAGCAAAAAACAUACCUGCAGACAUACUUUCACAAAUAGGUAUGAUAAAAUGUCACACAGAAUACUUCGGACUUUUCUGUCCAGUAUUCCCUAGAUUUACUCGAUGUUGGUGUGACAGAACGAGAAAGUUUGACUUUCCGUCUAAGAAGCUCGUUGACUCCAUUAUAACUAGCGGAUGUACAAUAAUCCCCAAACCACACCCAAAGAGUUCAAAACCAGAUGUGGAAUGGAAAUUCAAUUUUUCUUUGGCUGAAUAUUUGUUGUUUUCAAGUCUAACAGAAUCUCAACAAAACGGAUUUUUCGUUUUCAAAGUUUUGAUUGACAACAUGCUAUUUCACCUCCACAAGCCUUUGAAAACAAAACAUUUGAAGGCGAUUUUCCUGAAUUCUUGUGAAGAAAUGCCGAUAGAUGCUUGGGAAACUAAUUUCAGUGGGUGUGUCCUUUACACAUUAGGAUCACUAUUGUUUUGUUUAAGAGCAAGAUUCUUGCCCCAUUACUUUAACCCAGAUAACAACCUCAUCGACACUUUCACAGAAAUGGAUAUUGACGCAAUCUAUGUUCAUAUUGAGUCUAUUCGUUUAUUUCCAACUACUUGUGCUAUGUUUGUCGCCGAAAAACAUGGCUAUGGAUACGGAGAAAAUUUGGUGAGACAUGUCCUGUCUGAUCUAGCAUAUUUCACUCAAGCAAGAGACUUGUAUAUGGUUUACAAUAACACUUUUGUCCCAUUAUCACUCGCUACAACAAAGUUUUUAUCUAGAAAAGGUCACUACGAUGCUGCUUUUAAACUGAUAAAGGAUAUCUUUGAACAAGGGAUUUUGACACCAACAACAGAAAUGAGGCAAACAUCUAUUAGCUAUCAAGAUUUUUUCGUUUCUGCAUUAUUACAAUUACGUCAAAAGUCUUCCCGUACAAUUCUUGCAAAUAUGUACGACAAAGCAUUUGGGACAAAACUUUUGGACAUGUUCUGGAAAGAAACUGAUUUUUCCUUACAGAAGUUUUUACCUUGGAAAAUAGAUCAUCGGCUUACCUGGAUUGAAAUUCCUAGAGAAAAAGCAAGAGAUCUCACAACAAUAGCAAAUGUUCUAUAUGGACACAGUUUGAAAGAAUGUGAUAAACGAAAUAAAAUACUUGCAGAGCUUACGGUUACAGCUGCAAUACGAUGUAUCCGGGAUACUCUGCGUCAGGACAUUCUAGAAAUUAGUCACAUUGAAGACCCAGAAUUAAAAGAAGAAGUCGUUGCGCAAAAGCGUAGCAUUAAAGCCAGACUGAAACUAUAUUACAUACAGGUAUAUGAUAUAUCAAGUAUAGAUUACAUGGUUUAUCCUUUGAAUGAACAUAUUUCGGAUAUAGAAGAGCUUUAUGAAGAAUUUCCAGAAAUGUCGGGAAUUUUGAGCUCAAUGUUUUCUUACUUGGGACAGAAGCAAAAAAGUAGAAAAUAUGCUUCAAAGUGUACCUCUUAUUUAUAUGGGAAUGCAAAAUAAUUUCAUCAGAUAAAAGAAUAGACAAAAGUUCUUACUUGAUUUAUACCAUGUUUCAAUGCUUGAACUGCCUUGAUGACACAAAUAAGGGAUUACGCAGUGUAGAUGAUGAUAAACCAUAACGGAAAAGGGCUAGCUGCUGGCAAGAACUCUAAGGGAAAAAUACCCGGCUUACCCAGAUGAAAUGCUUUAAUUCUUAAGAAAUCCGGUUCCUGGCAAUACCAAAACAUGACUAAAAUAUUAUGAAUAUAAUAAAGAAGUGAUCAAAUUAAAGGCAUUUACGAAGACUGAGGCAUAAAUGAAACUUUUACAAGGAUUACCUGAUACGAAUCUGAGAAGGGUGCCAGUGCCAAUUGAUACACAACUUUUUAGAUAUAUCACACUGUAUAUGUGACUGUACAAACCACUUAUCAUGUUAUUAUAUUCAUGGCUCAUUCAUGUAUUGUAAAGGCACCAUAAAUGCUCAGUACUAAUAAAGGUAUCUUAUUAGA